AUGUCACUAGAUAUUCGCCGUGAACGCAGCUCCUCAAAGCGCAAGGGCCGCGACGGCCCGGAGGAAUCUUCCGCGCCUCGGAAAAAGCAAAGCCGAAAGGCCGCAGACAGCGACGACGAAGACAUUCAAAUGGAGGAUGCUGGCAGUGGUGACGAGAAGCGGUCCAAAUCUACCCACAAGCCCAAGGGUAAAUCUGCAGCACCGCGGGAGGAGAAGGAAUUCCCUUCUAUCAAUGAUUUGAAGAAGCGUAUCCGGGACGUGAAGCGUCUUCUCAAUAAGCAGAAUCUGCCGGCCGAUGCUCGCAUUGUGCAGGAGCGUGCGUUGGCGGGCUAUGAAGAGGAUCUUGCCGAGGAGACGGCGCGGCGAGAACGGUCAUCCAUGAUCAGUAAAUACCAUUUUGUGCGAUUCCUCGACCGCAAGACCGCGAAUAAACAAUUAAACCGCCUCGUCCGCCACGAGAAGGACGACAAACUCGAUUCCAAGAAGAAGAAGAAAUCUCUCGAGCGAAAGAUCCAUGCCGCCCAGGUCAACCUCAACUACACCAUCUACUACCCCCUCACCGAAAAAUACAUCUCGCUCUACCCCAAGUCGAAGGGCAAGACCUCGGACGAUGCAGGUGCCGAAUCGGGGUCCGAGUCAGAUAGCAAGAACAAGAAGGAUCUGCCGGAGGGAGAGAAGCCGGCUCUUUGGUCCGUUGUUGAGAAAUGCAUGAAGGAGAAGACUCUUGACUCUCUCCGUGAAGGCAAACUGAACAUUGGAGCCGAUGGCAAAUCGGUCACUAAGCCCGUCGCCAAACCGGCCCCCGCUCCGGCCAAGAAAUCGAAAUCGACUUCGGGUACAGACAACAAGAAGACGAAGAAGACAACGAAGCAAGAGCCAAAGGAAGAAGAGCCCGAGCCUGAGUUCGCUUCGAGGAGGGAACGGCGUGCCUACAAGCGUGACCAGCUGGGUCAACGCGAACACCAGCGGGGACAAGGCAAGGGUCAGCAUGUCGCCGCGCCUGCUGAUGGCAACGAGAGUGAUGGUGGUUUCUUCGAGUAA
Molecule: messenger RNA, 1041 nt
Organism: Penicillium waksmanii
Lineage: Eukaryota; Fungi; Ascomycota; Eurotiomycetes; Eurotiales; Aspergillaceae
Product: Efg1 domain-containing protein
Exons: 2
Coding region: 1-1041 (346 amino acids)
Biological process (GO): maturation of SSU-rRNA from tricistronic rRNA transcript (SSU-rRNA, 5.8S rRNA, LSU-rRNA)
Cellular component (GO): nucleolus; preribosome, small subunit precursor
Source: RefSeq, a predicted model, not a curated record